AUGGCAGAAGAACCCGGUGCGACCUUGAAACGUAAACGUGGCCGUCCGCGAAAGGAGGGUAGUCCAGCGAAACCCAAACCCGUCGUUCUAGAUUCUACCGGCCAGCCCAGAAGAAGAGGUCGACCACGAAAGUCCUCUAUCACUGCGACAGCUACACCUCUUCCGAAGCCACAGGAUACGAAUGAUGAUACGCCAAAGAAGUCUGAGAAUACUGCCGCUCACGAGGAACCUGCCCUGGCACCAAAGAAGCGCGGAAGACCGCCUAAAAGUGCGGCGAAGCCGGCAAAAGCAGCUCCCGUCGUUGCGGAUGCGGAUACCACUGUGGCCACGAAACGGGGACCUGGAAGGCCAAGAAAGAGUGACAGCGCCAUUGCGACUGCGGAAGCAACAUCAAAGCAGGCGAAACCGGCAACAAAGGUGGGCCGCGGAAGGCCUAGGAAGUUUCCCUCUGCCACACCAUCGGGUUCAGUGAAUGGCUCAACCAGGAAAGAUUCUGCAAAGGGCGGCUCUAAGGGUGAUGACACUCUGGCAGGGAUUAUUGGAACUUACGAGCUCCAAGGGUACGAUGCUGCUGGCAGCAGAUAA
Messenger RNA from Uncinocarpus reesii 1704, 585 nucleotides. RefSeq lists its product as uncharacterized. The coding region runs from base 1 to 585 and encodes 194 amino acids. Gene Ontology annotation, molecular function: DNA binding. The record is from RefSeq and is a predicted model, not a curated record. Lineage: Eukaryota; Fungi; Ascomycota; Eurotiomycetes; Onygenales; Onygenaceae. The transcript has 2 exons.